GAUCCCGGGCAUUUGGAAAAGCGAGAGAACUACGUGCAAGGAAUCUUGGUGAGGGAGACGCAGUGGCGGAGAGGAGGUGCUGGAGAGUCCCAUGUUCAGGUCUUGGAGUCAAAGGGAGAGUUGGGAGAUGAAGUCGAAAGGCGUUUGAAAGACGGGAGAAUAGGGGAAAGUUGACGGGUGAGGGGGUGAGGGUAUCAAAAUUAGUCUCCCGAACGGAGUAAAUCGGAGAGCAUUUGUAGUUUUUGAGCGAUGUGUCGGCGCCUGGGUCUCUGGACCCGAGAGCAGUUUUGGGGAAGAAUCUGGGUCCUUCUUGGGGUCCGAAGGACCGGAAGAAAGCAGUUUUAGGGCUGGAGUGUGGGGUGGGGGAGGGGCGUUCCAGGCGUGGAGCUCAGACCCACAGCUCUGGAGGCCUCGGAGGGCGGGGCUCGGCAGGCGCCGGGCAGCUGGACGUCCGGGUUCCCUUCCCCCACCUGCUCCGGGCCCUCUGCGCAUGCCCUGAGGGAGGGCGGGGGAGGUUGCUCCCUUUGGCGUGCGGAGCCUCUGGGGAUUGUAGUGCAAGCUCAACGUUAACGCACGUGCCAAGCGGCUAUUGGGCCCACAUUUCCCAGAAGCCCCUGGGCUAAAUUGUUGCCUGCCUGGAUGCUCAACGGAGAUCCGUGGAGGGGGCGGAGCCUGGCAGGAGUCGAGUUUUAGCAAGUUUUCUUAUGGCGCGCGCUUUGGGGGAAGCCGAGGGAGCGACAGAGAGGAGGGAGGCACCUUCCCAGCUCUUGGGUGUGCUUCCAGUCGGUUAGGAAGAGGGCAUGGAAAUAAAUAUACUCCCUGGGGCGCCUGGGAGGCUCAUUCAGUUAAGCGGCUACCUUAGGCUCCCGUCAUGAUCCCGGGGUCCUGGGAUGGAGCCCCGCUUGUAGCUCCGCAAUCAGUGGCGAGUCUGCUUUUCUCCCGCUCCCUCUGCCCCUCCCUGCCACUUGUGCUCUCUCGCUCUCAAAUAAAAUCUUAAAAAAGAAGGAAAAUAUCCUCCCUGUGAAAGAAGAGUCUCGGCAGAUAGGUGUCCUAACGGGGCUCCAAGGGCUCGAAUAUAAUGGGCAGUCAAUAGAUUAAAAUAUUGAAUGAAUAAAUGGCAGUUAAAUUCUUGGUCCUUAAGGUUAACUGUAGAUGGGCCCCAUGCAUAUUUUACACGUGGGAUCUCCUUGAGAAUAUGGUGAGAAUUUUUACAAGUCCUCAUUUUACAGAUGGGGAAACUGAGACCCAGAGAGGCAGUGUCACCUAAUUUACAAAGAUCAAACAGCUGAGCAAUGUCAAAGGCAGAAGUCAAACUCAGGUUUCCCUGCCUCCAGUCCGGGUCCCUGUACUCAGACCUGUCAUAUGUGACACUUUUGAAGAUAUGAGUAUUGUGUCUUAAGGAGGCAAAUUCACUAUUCAAGGCCACAGAGGCAAGGCACCAUGGUAGGAGGCUUGAAGAGGAAACACUCAGAUUUGGAGGAGGAAGAGGAGGAUGAGAAGUGGGACUGGGGUCCAGCAGGCCUGCGGAGCUACCAGCAAGCCCUGCUUCGAAUCUCCUUAGACAAAGUCCAGCGAAGCCUGGGCCCCCGCGCACCCAGCCUACGCAGGCAUGUCCUCAUCCACAACACCCUCCAGCAGCUCCAGGCCGCCCUUUGCCUGGCUCCAGCACCUGCCCUGCCCCCUGAGCCCCUCUUCCUGGGCGAGGAGGAUUUCUCCCUGUCGGCCACCAUCGGCUCUAUUCUCAGGGAACUGGAGACAUCCAUGGACGAGACAGAGCCCCCUCAGAAUCCAGUGGCUCCUCCAGGCCCCCAGAACGAAGUGCUGCCCCAGCCCGAUCCAGUCUUCUUAGAAGCUCUGAGCUCCCGGUACCUGGGGGACUCCGGUCUGGAUGACUUCUUUCUGGACAUUGACACAUCUGCAGUAGAGAAGGAACCUGCGCUGGCCCCACCGGAGCCACCUCACAACCUCUUCUGUGCCCCAGGGUCCUGGGAGUGGAAUGAACUAGAUCACAUUAUGGAAAUCAUUCUGGGAUCCUAAAACUUUGGGGGCUCUUUCCUCAUCUCAGCCUUGGUGGGCUGGAUCCCUGGAUGCAACUCUGUGUGUGUGUGUGUGUGUGUGUGUGUGUGUGUGUGUGUGUGUUUUGGUGGGGUCUCUAAGCAGUGACUAUGACCUCCUUCCCUCCCAUUUCAGGGUUCCACAAACCGUCUUGCAUGUGUGUGUGUGUCUGGUUACCUCAGCCUUCUGUGAAGGUGGGUCUUCCUGAAUUAAUUUAUCUGUUCCAAAUGCCUUAACGUGACUCUGUUUCUAGGAGUCUGAUUUCCCACUUCCCACACUUCUUCUGCCUUUCCCUCCAGUUCCUACUCCCCUUGUGACCACUGGGGCCUCAGGGAAGAUAAAGCUGGGCCUGUCAGAGGAUGACAGGGACAUGCUGCCUGGUUGCUAUGGGAACUCAGACUUUGCCUCUUGCACCUCAAGGGAGCAGGAGGGGCUUGCCUCCUCCCCCAAGGUUGAACCCCACCUCUGUGGCAAGACCCCAGUCCCAGCAGUCUCCUGAUUGAUAACCAGGCCGGACCACGUGCAAUAGGGUGGAAACCAAACCGCUCCAUGCCGCAUUAUUUAAAAGAAAGGCGGGUUUUUUGGUGGGUUUUGUUUUUUUUGUUGUUUGCUUGUUUGUAAUGACUUUUUUUUUUCUUUUUUAAUAAAAGUAUUUUGGAAGGGGUGGUGUUGCCUAAAG
Messenger RNA from Ailuropoda melanoleuca (giant panda), 2734 nucleotides. RefSeq names its product SERTA domain containing 3 (gene SERTAD3). The transcript is spliced from 2 exons. Gene Ontology annotation, biological process: positive regulation of DNA-templated transcription. Gene Ontology annotation, cellular component: nucleus. The record is from RefSeq and is a predicted model, not a curated record. NCBI's taxonomy places the organism in Eukaryota, Metazoa, Chordata, Mammalia, Carnivora, Ursidae. Bases 1441 to 2037 code for a protein of 198 amino acids.